AUGGCGCUGUUGGUGGACAGCCUGCUGGCUCUGCCAGGCUGUCUGCGGGCUGCAGCUUUCUGGAGCCUGGUCUACUCCUACUGUCUGCUCUGCGCCUGCACUGCGCUCCUCAAACUUUUCUGCAGCAUCCUCAUCAGGCCAAGGAGCACCUUCAGGAGGAUCCCUAGGGAGGUCACCCCAAGCUGCCUCAAUGACCCCUUCCUGGGCACACACUGCUAUGUCCGGAUCAAGGAUUCCGGAUUACGAUUUCACUAUGUUGCUGCAGGAGAACGAGGAAAACCUCUUAUGCUGCUUCUACACGGGUUUCCAGAGUUCUGGUAUUCCUGGCGUCACCAGUUACGAGAAUUUAAGCGUGAAUAUCGGGUGGUGGCUCUUGAUUUACGAGGAUACGGCGAAACAGAUGCACCUUCUAGUAAAGAUAAUUAUAAAUUAGACUAUAUAAUUGUGGAUGUAAAAGAAAUUUUGGACUCUUUAGGUUACACCAAAUGUGUCCUUAUUGGCCAUGACUGGGGUGGGAUGAUUGCUUGGUUGAUUGCUAUAUGCUAUCCAGAGAUGGUCACCAAACUUAUUGUUUUGAGUUUUCCCCAUCCAACUGUAUUUACAGAAUAUAUUCUACAACACCCUUCACAAUUGAUUAAAUCCGGUUACUACUUCUUUUUCCAAAUGCCUUGGUUCCCUGAACUCAUGUAUACUGUAAAUGACUACAAGAUCCUUAAAGAUCUGUUCACUAGUGAAUCCACUGGAAUCUGGAGGCACAAAUCCAGAUUCACGGAGGAGGACAUGGAGGCAUACCUUUAUGUGUUUUCCCAACCAGGAGCCCUCACUGGUCCUCUGAACCAUUAUCGGAAUAUCUUCAGCUGCCUACCAUUAAAGCAUCACCAGGUGACCAUGCCAACUCUGCUACUAUGGGGAGAACACGAUGCGUUUGUUGAAGUGGAGAUGGCCGAACUAACCAGAGUUUAUGUGAAGAAUUACUUUCAGCUAUCAGUCUUGUCACAAGGCAGCCAUUGGCUUCAGCAAGAUCAGGCAGAAUUGGUCAACACCUUGAUAUGGACUUUUCUACAUGAAGACAGAUUUCGAAUAAAAGACUGAUUUUGGCACUAUUAUUUAGACACACAAAAAAGGUCUAUUCUUGCUUUUUUCAAGUCUUUACUGCUAGGAAAAAUCACCUAGCAGGAAGAUGAUCUAUUUAUUAAAUUAAAAAAACGACAGAAGUUAUCUAACAA
This is a messenger RNA of Bufo bufo (common toad), 1226 nucleotides long. RefSeq names its product epoxide hydrolase 4 (gene EPHX4). NCBI's taxonomy places the organism in Eukaryota, Metazoa, Chordata, Amphibia, Anura, Bufonidae. The record is from RefSeq and is a predicted model, not a curated record. Bases 1 to 1092 code for a protein of 363 amino acids. The transcript has 7 exons. Gene Ontology annotation, molecular function: hydrolase activity.